This is a messenger RNA of Dioscorea cayenensis subsp. rotundata (Guinea yam), 1559 nucleotides long. Its product is annotated as homeobox-leucine zipper protein HAT5-like. Gene Ontology annotation, molecular function: sequence-specific DNA binding; DNA-binding transcription factor activity, RNA polymerase II-specific. Gene Ontology annotation, cellular component: nucleus. The transcript has 3 exons. The record is from RefSeq and is a predicted model, not a curated record. The coding region runs from base 464 to 1384 and encodes 306 amino acids. Gene Ontology annotation, biological process: positive regulation of DNA-templated transcription. Lineage: Eukaryota; Viridiplantae; Streptophyta; Magnoliopsida; Dioscoreales; Dioscoreaceae.
UCUCCAACUCCAUAGGAAGAGAGAGAGAGAGAGACACUGAAUUGAGUUUAUUUUUGUCUCCAAAUCACUGGUAACCUCAUCAUUUCUUACUCUUUACCAUAAUUUCAUAGCAAAGGCGGAAGCUUUUGCACAGAGCUUGCAAAGAAACCAGGAAAACAAGCAUCAAAAGUGAUCAAAAUCCCACCUUGACCUUAUUCUGAGCGACAGAGAGAUGGGUUUGAGCAGCCCUUUUGGCCAGGCCUGUUCCCAUGUCUCCGUGAUCAUGAUCACAAGCUUUUUUCGCCACAAGAUUUGAAGGACUUCCAAGGCUUUCUCAGAAGGAAGAAAUCAUGGCCUUUGGGUCUUGGUUCUUGCCUUAAAAGAGGAAAGGAAAGAGAGUGUGUGAAUUUGAGAGAGAGAGAGAGAGAGAGAGAGAGAGAGAGAGAAAAGGUGUGGUUUUUGUUGUUCUUGGGGUUGUGGAGAGAUGGCUGGAAGAAGGGUUUAUGGAGGCUCCAACAUGGCUGCUUUGUUACAGAGUGAAGGGAUCCCUGCUGAAACUAUUGAGGCUUUGCUUUCUCCUGGAUCCAAUCCUGGUGGUUUCCUUGUGUCAAGAAACCUGGUCAACUUUGAAGAUGUUUGUGGAAACACAUCUGAGAGGCCAUCUUUCUACCGGCCAUUUGAUUUAGAAGAAAACGUGGUUGUCGACGAAGAGCUCAACGACGAGAGCCUUCACCAGCCGGAGAAGAAGAGGCGUCUCACAACUGACCAAGUCCGGUUCCUCGAGAAGAGUUUUGAGCUUGAGAAUAAGCUUGAACCCGAGAGGAAAAUUCAGCUCGCCAGGGAUCUUGGUCUGCAACCUCGACAGGUUGCAAUUUGGUUUCAGAAUCGUCGAGCUCGAUGGAAGACAAAACAACUCGAGAAGGACUAUGAAGCACUUAAAAUUAACUUCAAUGUUUUAAAAACAGAUCAUGAUAACCUCCUCAAGGAAAAAGAUAAGCUCAAAGCAGAGAUUGUUUCGCUCACGGAAAAGCUGAUGCACAAAGAGAAAGACAAAGAUGACAAAGGCAACAAACAUGCAUUAGAAUUCAAGAAUUCAAUUAACAAUGAGGCAGUAGUUGAGACCAAAAGAUUGGAUGUUCAAGCCUCAACUCUUGUUUGCAAACAAGAAGAUCUGAGUUCUACAAACAGUGCCGUAUUCGAUUCCGAUAGCUCACAUUACACCGACGAAGUCGGACACACCGUCUCAUCCAAUGCAUUCGAGCCCGAUCAUUCUGAUCUGUCACACGCCGAGGAGGAUGGAGAGGUAAAAAAGUAUCCAUUCUUGAAGUUUGAAGAUAACAACUCAACGGAUUACGGUGUGCCGGUGGUGGUGGAGGAUCAAUCAUUCUGGUUCUGGAAUUACUAAAGAUCGAACCAAUAUGAAUCAAUCAAUCAAUCAAGCUUUGCUUAUGUUUGUCAAUAUUAUGUGGUGAAAUUUGCAGCAAUAAAAGCCAGCAGUUUGGCGACUCUUUCUUUGCUGGAGUCAAUCCCCUUUGUAUCUUGUUAUCAAUUCAAGAAUCAAGAACUUAUCUUUAUUUCUA